UCUGCUCUCAGCUCCAGCACACACGCACUGUCAACUCACCCGCGCAACUUUACUCGAUCACUGGAUUUUACAUCACUUUUGGAGUACAAAAACUUACUUUCCCGGUGUGAAACGUUAUUGGACCUGCGUUAUAGGACAUGGAGGUUUAGAAGGGGCGAUUGUCGUUGUAACGAGUAAGAUUUGGGCCAUAUUUCGUGUUUGAUGGCUGCUGGGGAUGGAGCCCAGCUGCCGGCGACCGUAGCGGCCAGCAGGAGCGUGGAGAAGGCGCUGGAAGAAGCUGCGUCCAGCGGAGCGCUCAUCCUCUCCAACCGCAAACUAAAAGAGUUCCCCCGCACCUCCAAGAACUAUGACCUGUCCGACAUUACACACGCAGACCUUUCAAAGAACCGGCUCUGUGAGGUUCCAGAGGAGGUGUGUCAGUUUGUCUCUCUGGAGACGCUCAGCCUGUACCACAACUGUGUGCGAUCCCUCACGCCCAGCCUGUGCCAGCUGCCAGCCCUCACCUACCUCAACCUCAG
Molecule: messenger RNA, 518 nt
Organism: Rhinichthys klamathensis goyatoka
Lineage: Eukaryota; Metazoa; Chordata; Actinopteri; Cypriniformes; Leuciscidae
Product: leucine-rich repeat and calponin homology domain-containing protein 4-like
Exons: 2
Molecular function (GO): protein binding
Source: RefSeq, a predicted model, not a curated record